UAAUGAGCAUAAUACAACAUGUUGAUCCCACCUAUAAUAUUGUUUAUUUGGUAGUUAUAACAAACCAGCAUAAUUUACUAGAUAGAACUUAUGUGCAAGAAGCAUCAAAAACUCUGCUUAUUAGUCAUUCUUUCAAUAUUUGUUGUUGAAGAAGCUAGUCAUGGCAACAAAUAGUGUAAAGCUUCUAGGUACAUGGGCAUGCCCGUAUGUGUAUCGCGUUGAAAUAGCCCUCAAGAUGAAGUCUAUUGAGUAUGAGUUUAUACAAGAACGUGUGUUUAACAAAAGUGAGUUGCUUCUCAAAUCCAAUCCUGUUUACAAGAAAAUCCCAGUUCUGUUCCACGACGAGAAGCCUAUCUGUGAGUCCCUUGUCAUCCUUCAGUACAUCGAUGAAGCUUGGCUUAAUGGUCCCGCCAUUCUUCCUUCUGAUCCCUAUGAUCGUGCCAUAGCACGAUUUUGGGCAGCCUAUAUAGAUGAAAAGUGGUAUCCAUUGGUAGCGGAUUAUAGGAACGUGGAAGGAAAGGAAGCAAAAGCAGCUAUGGUGGAGAAAAUUUCUGAAGGGACUUUGCUGCUGGAGGAAGCUUUUAUCAACAUGAGCAAAGGUAAAUCUUACUUUGGUGGAGAUAGUAUUGGUUAUGUUGACAUUGUUUUUGGUAGUUUACUCGGAUGGGUUAAGGUAAUCGAGAUCGUGGAUGAAUUGAAGAUACUAGACGAAACAAAGACGCCUAGCCUAGCUGAAUGGGAUGAGAAAUUUUGCUCGCACAAUGUCGUAAAGGAUAUCAUUCCAGAGACUGAAAAACUUGUGGAAAUUUAUCACAAGUAUGUCGAGUUGAAGAAAGCUAACUUGAGUUGAUAAUGUUGCUGAUUUUUCUUUAUCUGUGCUUUGAAAAAUAAUAAAAGACGUUUGUUAUCAAAAAUAUUACGUUCAGUUGAACUCGUAUACCUCAUCUAAGGUUCAUCCCCUUUUGAAUAGUUCUAAUAAAAUUUGCUUCAAAUCA
Messenger RNA from Solanum lycopersicum (tomato), 995 nucleotides. RefSeq names its product glutathione S-transferase U17. Lineage: Eukaryota; Viridiplantae; Streptophyta; Magnoliopsida; Solanales; Solanaceae. Gene Ontology annotation, molecular function: glutathione transferase activity. Gene Ontology annotation, biological process: glutathione metabolic process. The record is from RefSeq and is a predicted model, not a curated record. Gene Ontology annotation, cellular component: cytoplasm.